Dictyostelium discoideum AX4 is the source of this 540-nucleotide messenger RNA. It is a transcript of the gene sdhD, whose product is annotated as succinate dehydrogenase. Gene Ontology annotation, cellular component: mitochondrial envelope; membrane; mitochondrial inner membrane. NCBI's taxonomy places the organism in Eukaryota, Evosea, Eumycetozoa, Dictyosteliales, Dictyosteliaceae. The transcript is spliced from 2 exons. Bases 1 to 540 code for a protein of 179 amino acids. The record is from RefSeq and is a predicted model, not a curated record.
AUGAUUAGAGCUGGCAAAAUUUUACAACCAUCAGUUUUAUCACCAUUUGUAAAUGGUUUUUUACCAAAAUCAGCAUUGGUAUCAAAUAAAGGUUUAAGUCUUAAUAGCAAUAAAUCUUUAACUUUUACUUUUGACAGUGCAAGCAUUUUCUCAGCUAGUUCAUAUUCAACAACUAGUCAACAACAACAACAACAAAAACAUUUAACAGCAAGAGAUAAAUUACCAGAUAAUGCAAAGGCAAUUUUGAAUUAUAAAGUAUUCCAUUACAGUACAAUUAUUGUUGCUGUCAGUAUCUUACCAACAAUCUUUGCUCAAGGUACAAAUUUAGCAUUAGUCUCUGAUAUUGCCCUUGGUAUUAGUCUUCCAGCUCAUCUUUAUUUAGGUAUGGAAGCUGUUAUCAAUGAUUACAUUUAUAGACCAGCUUUAAGAACAACUAGUAAAAUUUUAGUUGGUGGUGCUGCCAUUAUCGUUUGUGCUGGUCUUAUUACUCUUUCACUUAGAGAUGGUAUUGGUAGUGUUGUUAGUGCUUUAUGGAAAUAA